AGGUUCUGAAGCGCUUGGACCAGCUCAUGAGCAUUGGUUCGGAGGUGACAGAUGAAAUCCUUUGCUGGACGGGCAGCGCCGAGCAGAAACUGGAUCUUCAGCUUGCGCCUGGACGUUCGAAUCCGUGUCUACCUGCGCCGUGUUCACCACUUCUGCUUCUAUUCCGCCCAGUGGUUCAAGGAUGAGUGGGAGCUCCGCGAGCGUUGCGGGACCGCCACCCUCCGUGAGACUUCGACUGUGCAUCCGAGUGGUGGGGAGAGGACGAGGCGGCAUGAGGCCAACAUCAAGGACUUUUUGGCGAAGAAUGUGUCGUUGCAGAGGCCGCAAGUGAUUUUGCCCGAGGAUCAGGAUUUUGUGAAGCACUUGGCGCAGGCGGCGGAGCACGCGAUGCUGACGAUGGAGCAGAAGGUGCAAUGCAGGCUGUGUAGCAAGUACUUCAAAUCCCCGGAUCACGUCCGGAAGCAUCUCAAUCGUAGCCACCUGGACUGGGUCGAGGCCCAUCGGAAGGAGCUACACCAGGUGAUGGCCGAGAAGGCCUGGUGGAAGGAGCAAGGCGAUGUCUCACUCUAGAAGAGUUGGACUCGGACAACGAGAUUCCCUGAGAAUGCAGUGAAUUCAUCAAGCCUUCCACCUGCAUCCUGACCGGAAGAACAUGGUGUGGGUCAAAACCUGGACCCCAAA
Molecule: messenger RNA, 681 nt
Organism: Durusdinium trenchii
Lineage: Eukaryota; Dinophyceae; Suessiales; Symbiodiniaceae
Source: the annotation of a GenBank genome assembly